CUUCAAGAAAGCUUCACUUCGCCAUCACUAAAAAAAUAGUAUAAAAUAAAAAUAUUGUUUGUUUAAUUACCAAGCACUUGUGUUACUUUACACUAAAAUGCUUUAAUCAAACCAUGAUGAUGAACAGCCCAGUAUGGGGGCUUGGCUUACUCAACCGGUAAACUGAGAAGUGGGCGUGGCUUACCCCACCAUUAUAAUAAGAAGUGGGCGUGGCUUCAGCAUUCCAUACGCACGUUAGCUUGAUGAGGGUACGCACCGUUUGACCCGCAGCCCGCACUUCAUUACGCACAUUAAUAACAUUUAGCUGAACAAAGUGAACUGAAGUGUUUAUGGCGCCAGAAGAAGACGUGGAGAAUCCUGUGUCUUUACUGCCUCCAGCUAAACACAUAGGAAACGAUGGGCUCGAAUUCAUCCAGAAGAAGAGGACAUUGGGCAUGUCUGUGUGCAGUAAGCUGUGCUUUGCGAUUGGUGGAGCUCCGUAUCAGAUCACUGGAAGUGCUCUGGGCUUCUUCCUGCAGAUCUACCUGUUGGAUGUGGCACAGUUAGAGCCAUUCUAUGCAUCAAUCAUCCUCUUUGCAGGACGAGUGUGGGAUGCUGUUACAGACCCCACUGUGGGCUUCCUUGUUAGUCGGAGUCAGUGGACGCGACAUGGCCGGAUGAUGCCUUGGAUUUUGAUUUCCACUCCGUUUGCAGUUUUGAGUUAUUUCCUGAUCUGGGUGGUUCCUCCAGUGGAGAAGGGCAAAGUGUUGUGGUAUUUGUUCUUCUACUGUAUGUUCCAGUCUCUACAGACGUGUUUUCAUGUGCCUUACUCCACUCUAACGAUGUUCAUCAGCUCGGAGCAGAAAGAGAGAGAUUCGGCCACAGCGUAUCGUAUGACUGUAGAGGUUUUUGGUACGGUUCUCGGAACAGCUAUUCAGGGUCAGAUUGUGGGCGGAGCCACUGCACCCUGUUUAAAUUACACCUCCUUUUUGAAUGACAGCAAUAAUGUUAUGCAGCUAAACUCCAUGGUCAACGUCUCGCACGUCACAUUGGAGGAUACGAAACAAGCAUACAUGAUAGCAUCUGGAGUGAUUAGCGUGAUCUACAUCAUCUGUGCUGCUGUUCUGUUUUUCGGUGUGCGAGAACAAGAAGAUGUGAGUAUUGUGAAAGCAGAGUGUUUGUCGUUUGUGGAGAGUCUGAAGCUGCUGCAGAAACAUGGGCCAUAUGUUAAACUGGUUACAGGUUUCCUCUUCACAUCAAUGGCCUUCAUGCUGAUGGAGGGAAACUUUGCUCUUUUCCUCACCUACACUCUCGGACUGCGUGGGGACUUCCAGAACAUUCUACUCGUCAUCAUGCUCUCUGGAACCCUCAGCAUUCCUCUGUGGCAGCUCUUCCUCACACGCUUUGGCAAAAAGUCUGCAGUCUAUGUCGGCAUCACAUGGGCAAUUCCCUUCAUGAUCCUGGUGGUGUGUAUAGAGAGCACUCUUAUCAUAACGUACAUUGUUGCUGUAGCUUCCGGUGCCUCUGUGGCUGCAGCUUUCCUCCUGCCAUGGUCGAUGUUACCUGAUGCAGUGGAUGAUUAUAAAGUACAGAAUCCCAGCUCUCAGGGUCAUGAAGCCAUCUUCUUCUCCUUCUACGUCUUCUUCACUAAGUUUGCCUCUGGAGUCUCACUGGGCAUCUCCACUCUCAGCUUACAUUUUGCGGGUUACAUGUCGAGGGGGUGUGUUCAGCCCGACUCAGUGAAAUUAACAUUGAAGCUGUUGGUGUCUGCUGUGCCCGUGUCCUUCAUCAUCCUCGGCCUGCUCAUCUUCAGAUCCUACCCCAUCAAUGAGGAGAGAAGGAGACACAACCGUCAGCGCUUACACGCCCUGCUGCAUGACAGCAGUGACGAUUCUGAAACCUCUAGAUUGCCAGGAUCUUCUAUCUGAAUCUCUGCAGUGUGUGUGAGCGCACGUGUGUGUGUGAGCGCACGUGUGUGUGUGAGCGCACGUGUGUGUGUGAGAGCGUGUGAGCGUGCGCGCAUCUUAAGUGCCUUACUGAGACUUUUACCACAUUUUUUCAUGUCAUUUUGUAUAAUAAUACAAAUAAUAAUAACUACUGGAGGACUGGAACAGUUGCAUCCAACACCUGCCUGGGUCUCUUCCACUCAGCAGAGUGCGUAUAAAGAGAGACCAGAAAAACCCUCCGCUCCAGUCUGUUGGACCAGUGCACUCUGGGUGAGUUCCUGAUGUGUGCAGUGAUGCCCACUCCAUCCCUCACCCCAGCAUCCAGUCUUCUGAAUAAAUAGCUACAUUUAAACGUAAAA
This is a messenger RNA of Tachysurus fulvidraco (yellow catfish), 2284 nucleotides long. It is a transcript of the gene mfsd2aa, whose product is annotated as major facilitator superfamily domain containing 2aa. Bases 330 to 1907 code for a protein of 525 amino acids. The record is from RefSeq and is a predicted model, not a curated record. Gene Ontology annotation, molecular function: lysophospholipid:sodium symporter activity. The transcript has 14 exons. Gene Ontology annotation, biological process: carbohydrate transport. Gene Ontology annotation, cellular component: membrane. Lineage: Eukaryota; Metazoa; Chordata; Actinopteri; Siluriformes; Bagridae.